Messenger RNA from Drosophila ficusphila, 2928 nucleotides. Its product is annotated as 2',5'-phosphodiesterase 12. Gene Ontology annotation, biological process: nuclear-transcribed mRNA catabolic process, deadenylation-dependent decay. Gene Ontology annotation, cellular component: mitochondrion. Gene Ontology annotation, molecular function: 3'-5'-RNA exonuclease activity. NCBI's taxonomy places the organism in Eukaryota, Metazoa, Arthropoda, Insecta, Diptera, Drosophilidae. The transcript has 2 exons. The record is from RefSeq and is a predicted model, not a curated record. Bases 423 to 2258 code for a protein of 611 amino acids.
CUAUGAUUUCGAAUUUAAAGUAUAACAGCUGGUGUAUAAAAGCUUUUGCCGCGAAGCUUUUCGCUUAGCACUUAUUGUCGAAAGUUUUUUCAAGAUCAGCUGUUGUCUAUGCGGCGCAUGUGGUUUCUUUCGGGGUGAAUGGCAAACAGAACAGCUGAUCGCAGCGUGGCAGAGCGUAAAAGUGAAAAACUCUCUUAGUUUUAUCGGAAUCGCAGCCGUUUUCCCCGUUUUCUGCACACGAAAGUGAUGUUGUUUCGCUGCGGGCAAUGUUUAUAAACUGAAAAAGAGUGGAAAAAAGCGUUGAUUUGCAUAAACCUUCAAUAAAUAAACCGGCUGAAAAUAAGUAAACAAAAGGCGUCUACUUGGUUACCAUUGAGAACCGAUCUUCGUUUACCCUGCAAACCUGAAAAGUUGCAUGAUUGAUGGGUUUUGCCAAAAGUGCAAAAACUCUGGCUGUUUGUUAUUUAAGAAACAGAUUCCGCAGCUCCAAUUUAAUUUCCAGAGAAAUAACUCCAACUUACGGUUCAUUCUUGUCCAGAUUUUAUAAUAAUUCCCUUGUCAAUAUGGAAAAAGUGUACUUCAGAAAUGAAAGUGAUAGCAAAGAUCUGGAUAUAGUGUUUCGAUUUGAAAACACUACUUUAAACAUAAGCCGGGAAUUUAAUUUCCGUCGUCAAAUGGAUGAACCCAUCGAAGCUAUAUUGUCCCGGAUUCAGAGCAAUAUCCAAAACAGACUUGCGAAGUCAAAGAAAAAGAAAUCUGACAAAUCAACUGUUGAGAUAAAUGUUAAGCUUUAUGGCGACAAUUUCGAAGGAAACUUUAAUGGAAUGACAUUCGCUGAACUCUUUGCCAAAAAUAUUUCUGGUCUCAAGCUGCAGGUGAUGGAUAACAUCUACGAAAUGGUGUACAAUCCACCGUGGGUUUCAUCCCUUAAACUUCCCUCGUGCAUUUUGGCAGGAUUCGUGGUUUACCCGACCAACGUUAAAGUUCAAUUCGGAGAACAAAAGCACAGCAAAGGAGUUUGGUACAAGGCGAAAAAACCCACCGACACCGAAUGGGAACUUUGCGGAGAAGGCUUUCAAUAUUUCGUCACGCCGAAGGAUAUUGGAUACCAUUUGAAAUUGAUUGUAACCCCAAGAAACGAACACGGAUUGGAUGGUCCUGUGGUGGAAAAGGUAUCCCUUACUCCUGUGCAGGAUUCACCGGGAGUUUGCCCUUUUCAAAUUCGUCAAAAAUAUACUCCAAGUUAUUUGACAAACCCCAAUGAAAUGCGAGUGAUAUCCUACAAUCUAUUGGCGGAUUUAUAUGCCAGUAGUGACUACGCCGGGUCAACAUUAUUCUCAUACUGCCCAGCCAAAUAUCUUCAAAUCGACUACAGAAAGCCACUCUUUAUAAACGAGAUAAUAGGCUAUAACUCAGAUAUUAUCUGCCUGCAAGAAGUGGAUCAACGUAUUUUUGAUUUUGAUUUGAAGGAAAUUCUAGAGCAACCUCCUUAUAAUUUUCACGGCAUUUUAGCUCCGAAAGGAAAAUGUGCAGAGGGAGUUGCGAUUUUCUUUCGAACUUCUCGCUUUGAAUUACUGGAUUCCCAAGUUCUGCAUUUAGGAUCUAGUAUCCCUGAACUUCCUGUUUUUGAGAGCCUCUGGAAUAAGAUCAAAGUGAAUACUCAGUUAGCACAACGAAUUUGUGAUCGUUCCACAACUCUGCAAACAUGUUUGUUAAAAAUCAAGGGAACCGACAAUUACGUUCUUGUGGCCAACACGCAUUUAUAUUUCCACCCGGAUGCAGAUCACAUUCGACUCUUGCAAAUGGGUUUUUCUAUACUCUUUGUUGAGGAAUUAAUAAGUAAAGCUGUAAAGGACUUCAAUAUCAGCAGCCCCCAAAAUAUUGGACUGGUGUUUUGCGGCGAUUUUAACAGCGUUCCCGAAUGUGGAAUCUACAAGUUGAUGACCGAGCAAUUGGCGGAAAAGAAUCUGGAAGACUGGCGCAGCAAUUCCGAAGAAGCCGUUUCCAAUGUGGAGCUCACUCAGCCCUUUAAAAUGGGAUCAGCAUAUGGUGCACCGGAGUUCACACAUUACACCACUCUGUUUUCGGGAUGUUUGGACUACAUUUUCUACCAAAACGAUCGAUUCGAGCUAUUGAAGACUGUUCCCCUGCCAACAGAGGAGCAGUUGAAGGAAAAUACUGCCAUUCCAUCUGCAGUUUUUCCAUCAGAUCACGUGGCUCUUGUGGCUGAUCUUAAAUUUAAGUCCGUUGCCUCCUGAAUAAGUUAUUGAAAUGCAAUUGAUUCUUGAAUCAUUACUAAGGCUUAAAUUAAAUAAUUGUAGUUCGAAGAAAGCUUUAUAAUUUUUUGUUUUGAGUAUAUAUAUCAAUAAAUUUGUUGCAUUUAUUCUUGGAGGAUGUUUUUAAAACUUGUAUCCCCUUCUUAAAUGCAUGCUUUUGCCAUCUAUGGCGUGUAAAAGAUAUUUGUUCAAUUUAAGCAAAAGAAAAAACUGAGAAUGUGUAGGAAAAACAAACCGAAUAAAAAACCAAGUGAAGUGACAACAAAUUGAGUAAAUCCCUGAGUGGCUUAGCUCGCUUGCAAGCUGCUGCCUUUCCUGGCUUCUGCUCCUGUUUUCCGGCUGAUUGCAGGACGCAGAGCAAUUAACGUGAAAAUUCGCCAAGGAAAAACCUUGCGACGCGGAGGCGGCAACAACAACAACAGCAGGAGAAAGCUUAAAAGAAAUCCGAGAGCGGAGAGAGCGGACAAAAAUAUCCCAAGCCAACUGAAGUGAUUUUCGCACUAAUUAACUGCACUUAGUUGACACAUACCAAUCUAUUCACACCACACCCACACACCCAUACACACACACACCACUCCCUCCACAACGUUGUCGUUUGCCAUAAUCAGAGCCAGUGCAGCAUUUUAAUUGGUUUCCACACAGUGCUGCCAAU